UUUUCCUUCAUCUAUUCUACGCUGGACAAACAAAAUCUCGGCUACCAAUGUCGAACACGUAUAAGACGAUGGAUGAUCGAGCACUUGAGGAAGGUGCCAUUGGACUUCCCACAAGUGGGGAGAUCAGUCCUAAUCAGGACUGGGAGAACCCACUUGCAGUGCGAUCAGCUUCGCAGUCACCCAGUCCUCCAGCAUUUAUCCCUCGAACGAACGAGAAUGACCCUAGACGCUCUGCUACAGACGAACUCGCGCAUUUCAGACGGCCUAGACAGGGUCAUUCCCGACCUCUUAGCAAGGCAACAUAUGAAUCAGUUAUUGUACCAGAAACCCGUCGCCCGGGCGGCGUUAUCCACCUAGACCCCGGAGAGCCUGGACUCUGGUUGGUAGAUCAUCAUCUCUACGGCCUCAUCGAAGAGAUUGUGCCCUCGGAAAUCGAGAGCUUUCCGCAACGCAUAAUUAGUUGCGUGAAACUCUUGUUGGGUGAUCCUCCUCAGGGCCAACGACUCAAUAAGAAGAAGAAACCAGAGGAGACAUACCGCAUAAGUUUCGCUGAGAUGCAACGGAUGCAUUUGCGUAAGCUUCAAAUCAGCCUAGUUGAUCACGCCGUGACGAUGUAUAGCAAGAAGGAGGAGUCCAAUAACUGGGAGAGAGACUUAGCUGCGUACAUUCAAGCAAUGAAAGACUACGAUUAUAUGGUAGAAUGUAGCAGGCGAGAGCGCGACCCCUGCCUGGUCACAGGGGAACGCAAAAUUGACCAUUAUGUCACACAAAAGGUCGUUAAAGCUGUUUUGGAUAAAGUCGGCCGAGACCAAUUGGAAAAGCCAGACGAGGUGCACCCAUUAGGACCAUGGGAGCAUGACAGUGAGCCCAUAGGAGGAACAAGAACGAGUACUUUGAAAGCGCUGUCGUUUAAGGACUUCCGUGAUCGCCUCUUUCUGGCUACUCUAGGAGCUGCCCUCUUGCUGGGUCCCAUGUGGCUGAUGGUCCUCCACAAUACGCUGUAUACGUGCCUUGUCACGACGACCGUGUGCGUGGCUGCUUUUGGGCUUGUCGUCGUAUUUUGGCUGGAUAAGCGGAUGGAUGUGGUCUCAGCCACAGCGGCGUAUGCGGCUGUGUUGGUGGUUUUUGUUGGUUUGACCACUGAUUCGUCCUGAGCCGUAUGGCAGACAUCCUCAGGCGACGAGAAUGCCUCUCCUGCUAAAGUAUCUAUAGUGACUCUAUUUAGAUACGUCAUUGCUCUUCUUAAUAUCUGGGUCAUAUUCCAUCAGAUCAAGGCUGGCGUCAACCGGUACAUGGAGUUCCCAGGUGCUCUGCCCUGCAGCACCAGCUAUCAGUUCAAAUAUUAUCGCUACAAUCA
This is a messenger RNA of Diaporthe batatas, 1357 nucleotides long. RefSeq lists its product as uncharacterized. Bases 48 to 1154 code for a protein of 368 amino acids. The transcript is spliced from 3 exons. Lineage: Eukaryota; Fungi; Ascomycota; Sordariomycetes; Diaporthales; Diaporthaceae. The record is from RefSeq and is a predicted model, not a curated record.